This is a messenger RNA of Lactuca saligna, 2592 nucleotides long. Lineage: Eukaryota; Viridiplantae; Streptophyta; Magnoliopsida; Asterales; Asteraceae. The record is from the annotation of a GenBank genome assembly.
AUGUUCACCUUCCCUUUACCACUCUUUUCUUUCAUGCUAAUCCUCUUCUCCACCGCUACCACCACCACCGCCCAACCAUACAAACCCACCGACUACUUCCUCCUCAACUGCGGUGGUGCAACCACCACUUCCGACCGGAAAUGGGACACUGAUGAACGUUCCAAAUUCUUACCCUCAACCACCUCCUUCACCUCCACCCCGAACAACCCAAACCCCUCCGUCCCCGAAAUCCCGUAUUCCACCGCCCGAAUCUUCAACACUUCAUCAUUCACCUACACUUUUCCGGUGACGAAUGGCCCUAAAUUCCUCCGCCUUUAUUUCUACCCUGCCACCUAUUCCGGCUACCAAGCAAACCAAUCUUUUUUCUCUGUAUCAUCCAACGGUUACACUCUCUUAUCCAACUUCAGCGCUUUCCUAACUGCAUCCUAUCUAGAAACUAAGCUUGUUGGUAGUCCCCCGAUUCCCAACUUUAUCAAAGAAUACCUUAUAUAUGUAAGCGACACCCAAUCGUUAAAUGUCACUUUUACCCCUUCCCCUAACUCCUACGCCUUCAUUAAUGGUAUCGAAAUCGUUUCACUACCCGAGAACUUAUAUUAUAAAUCAAAAAAGAUGAAGUACGUCGGUCAAACUUCUGGACCAAUGAUCAAAGAGGACACGGGUCUCGAGAAUAUUUACCGGUUAAACGUAGGUGGGAGUCAGAUUUCCCCCAAAAAUGAUACCGGAAUGUAUCGAUCGUGGCAUCAAGACGAUAGAUACCUGUUCCCGGUAACAGCUCUCGGGAAAACGCCAGAUUACCAGUCUCCGAUCAUCUACACUGCCGACACACCGAAUUACACUGCACCUGAGCUGGUUUACGCUACCCAAAGGAGCAUGGGUCAGUUGUCUGAACUUUACAAUCUGACGUGGCUACUUGAGGUGGAUUCCGGGUUUUAUUACAUGCUUAGGCUCCAUUUUUGUAGUAUUAUAGAGGGAUACACGAGACUAGGUUCUGCGGCAUUUAAGAUUUUUAUUAAUAAUCAAACGGCUGAAGAGCAUGUUGAUCUGUUUUACUGGACUCAAGGUACCGGGUUUCCUGUGUUUAGGGAUUAUGUCGUAUUUGUGUAUGAUUUUGAUGGUAGCGGAAGAAAACAAGACAUAUGGCUUGCUUUGGCUCCUAAGCUUGAUGCCCGGCCACAAUACAGCGAUGCUUUUUUGAACGGCUUGGAAGUUUUCAAGCUUAGCAUGAAAGGUAAUCUCGCUGGCCCCAACCCGGAGCUCCGCCCUACACCACCACCUCCAUCACCACCAUCGCCUUCCCGAGAAAAGAGAACUCUGCCAUACGCCGCCAUAAUUGGCGGCAUUUGCGGAGCGUUAGUACUCAUGUUGUUAGUUUUAGGUUUUAUUUUGUUCCGGCGAGUGAAACGCUCCGGCGACAUGUCAUCCGAUCAGCAAAAAUCAAAAGAUUCCGGCCUUCCGUCAGGUAGGUGUCGCCGUUUUACAAUUCAGGAAGUGAAAGAUGCCACCAGAGAAUUUGAUGAAACUCGUGUAAUCGGAAGGGGAGGGUUUGGUAUGGUGUACAUAGGGUACAUCGACAAUGAUAAAACAGCUGUCGCUAUCAAACGACUAAACGCCUUAUCCCAACAAGGUUUUCACGAAUUCCAAACGGAAAUCGGAUUGCUUUCAAAAUUACGCCAUGUCCAACUUGUGUCCUUAAUCGGAUACUGCGAUGAGGAGGGUGAAAUGGUACUUGUGUAUGAUUACAUGUCAAACGGGACAUUACAAGAUCAUUUAUACAAAGGAAAAAACCCAAAUUUACCAUGGAAACAACGUUUAGAAAUUUGCAUCGGUGCAGCGAAAGGGUUGCAUUAUCUACACACAGGUGCAAAUCGCGCCAUUAUUCAUCGCGAUGUGAAAUCAACUAAUAUUUUGCUCGAUGAAAAUUUUGUGGCGAAAGUGGCGGAUUUUGGUUUGUCGAAGUUAGGGCCAAAAGAGAAAGGGGUGGAUUAUGUUAACACAGCAGUGAAAGGGACACUUGGGUAUAUGGAUCCUGAAUAUUACAAAUAUCAACAACUUACAGAGAAAUCUGACGUGUAUUCGUUUGGGGCUGUAUUGUUAGAGGUGUUGUGUUCGAGGCCAGUGAUCAUAACCCGAGGGGUUCCCGAUGAAGAGAUGAAUUUGGCUGAAUGGGGGAGGAAAAAUUAUGGAAAGGGGACGUUGCAUGAGAUAGUUGAUAAGAGAAUAAGAGAUGAGAUUGCUCCUAAUUGUUUGAUGAAGUUUGGUGAGGUCGCAAAUAGUUGUUUGAGAAUGAAAGGGAGCAAACGUCCGAAGAUGGAUGAAGUUGUUUGGAGGUUGGAGUUUGCGUUGCAGUUACAAGAGGCGGCUGAGAAGAUAGAUGGCGAGGUGUCAGGUGACAUGAAAGGUGGUAGUGGCAUGUCGGGAAAUCAAGAAUUUAUGUUUCCGGUGAAAGAAGAGGAUGUGAGUGUAGUUGAGGAGUAUGAGUAUAAUUAUGACUUAGAAGGGACGUCGACUGGAGUGGGAAUACAACAUGAAUUGACAUCGACUGAUGGCAGCAGCCAUGAAGUGUUUGUGUCAGAAAAGGUUUUACCCAGAUGA